AUGGAAGAAACAUGGUUAUUCAUCGUUCCGGCAUCAUGCUUGCUUUGUUUUCUUAUUCUGAAGAAUUUUCUAUUGAAACAAACACGAUAUAAGAAUCGACCUCCAACCCCAACAUCACUUCCCAUAAUUGGCCAUCUCCAUCUAGUGAAAGAACCCAUCCAUAGAUCAUUACAGUUGCUAUCAAACAACUAUGGUCCAAUCGUAAGUCUUUCCUUUGGAAACCGUUGUGUGCUUCUCAUUUCCUCUCCUUCUGCCGCCGAAGAAUGCUUUUCUAAAAAUGAUAUUCUCUUUGCCAAUAGGCCUCAUCUUAUUUCUGGCAAGUACUUUAGCUAUGACUACACGGCAAUGGGCGCUGCCUCUUAUGGUCCUCUUUGGUGCAAUCUACGUCGACUUGCUGCACUUGAUAUCUUCUCAACGAAUCGGCUUAACAUGUUUUUGGGAAUUAGAAAGGAUGAGGUUAGAUUCUUACUUAAAAAUCUUUAUCACAGUUCAUGCCAAAGUUUCACCAAAGUGGAGAUGAAGUCAAAGUUAUCAGAACUGUCUUUUAACAUCAUUAUGAGGAUGGUUUCUGGGAAAAGAUAUUUUGGGGAAGAAGUUGAUGAUCCAGAGGAGUCUAAACGCGUUCUAAAAAUUGUAAGGGACAUUUUUGAUGCCAGUGGAGCAUCAAAUCCAGAAGAUUUCUUACCUUUUUUACGAUGGGUGGAUUACAAGAGCUACAAAAAGGGAAUAAUAAGACUACAUACAAAUUCUGAUAGGUUCAUGCAGAGUUUGAUUGAUGAGCAUCGAAACACAAGGAAUUCUUCAGGUGAAGGAGCAACAAUUAAGACGAUAAUCGAUUCUAUGCUGUCUUUACAAGACUCUGAACCUGAAUACUACACUGAUGAAAUUAUCAAAGGCAUGAUAAUGACAGUACUAGUUGCGGGAACAGACACAACCUCGGUGACUGCAGAAUGGGCUAUGUCACUUCUCCUCAACCAUCCUCUUGUGCUAAAGAGAGCCAGAGUUGAGCUUGACCAUCAUGUUGGUCAUGGCCGUUUAGCAGAAGAACCUGAUUUGGUCAAGUUGCCUUACCUCCAGUGCAUAAUCAAUGAAACUCUUCGGCUGUUUCCAGCAGCACCACUUCUAGUGCCACAUGAAUCAUCCGAUUACUGUACAAUUGGAGGGUACGAUGUCCCACCAUCAACAAUGUUGAUUGUUAAUGCAUGGGGCAUUCAUAGAGAUCCCAAGGUGUGGGAGGACCCUGAAAGUUUCAGACCAGAGAGGUUUGAAGGAUUGGAAGGCGAAGUUGAGGCAUAUAACUUCAUACCAUUUGGUCGAGGAAGAAGAUCCUGCCCUAGAGUUGGCCUUGCCAAUAGAGUAAUGGGAUUAGCAUUAGCCAUUUUAAUUCAGUGCUUUGAGUGGGAGAGAAUUAGUGAAGAGGAAGUGGACUUGACAGAGGGAACUGGUCUUACAAUGCCUAAAGUCGAGCCAUUAGAGGCUAUGUGCAAAGCUCGCGAGUGCAUGUUAAAUGUCCUUUCAAAGCUUUGAUUAUUGCUUUUGUAUCUUCUUAUAUAUUUGUGGCUUCACAAUGUUGCAGUCUUCGUUUCCUAUAAUGGAACUUAUGGGCACUUAAGGAUAAA
Pistacia vera is the source of this 1619-nucleotide messenger RNA. Its product is annotated as cytochrome P450 81Q32-like. The record is from RefSeq and is a predicted model, not a curated record. Lineage: Eukaryota; Viridiplantae; Streptophyta; Magnoliopsida; Sapindales; Anacardiaceae. Gene Ontology annotation, molecular function: iron ion binding; heme binding; oxidoreductase activity, acting on paired donors, with incorporation or reduction of molecular oxygen. The coding region runs from base 1 to 1527 and encodes 508 amino acids. The transcript is spliced from 2 exons.